Messenger RNA from Aricia agestis (brown argus), 2480 nucleotides. RefSeq names its product protein KRI1 homolog. Bases 81 to 2378 code for a protein of 765 amino acids. The transcript has 11 exons. The record is from RefSeq and is a predicted model, not a curated record. Gene Ontology annotation, cellular component: 90S preribosome; nucleolus. Gene Ontology annotation, biological process: endonucleolytic cleavage in ITS1 to separate SSU-rRNA from 5.8S rRNA and LSU-rRNA from tricistronic rRNA transcript (SSU-rRNA, 5.8S rRNA, LSU-rRNA). NCBI's taxonomy places the organism in Eukaryota, Metazoa, Arthropoda, Insecta, Lepidoptera, Lycaenidae.
GAAGUAACCUGAGCAAAGAAAACAAAACCAUGUGAAAAACGCGAAAUGAUUUGGUUUUAUUUCGAAUUAAUGCUUUAACAAUGCCCAAAAAAAAUAAAUUGUUUGAUGACGACUCCGAAGAGGAAGUCUCAAUCAAAACAGAGAACGAGUACGCUAAGAAAUAUGAUAAUUGGCGCGAGAAAGAAGAACUGCAUAAAUUGGAGCAAAAAUACGGGUCUGCGCUUGAAUCAGGGGAGAUUGGCAGCUCCGAUAGUGAGGAUGAGAGUGAUGAGCCUCUGGAGGUGUCAGAGGAAGUCGAGACUCAGUUCCUCAAGACAUUGUCUCUGCUGAAGACCAAGGAUCCCAGGAUCUACGACCCAAACUUUAAAUUCUUUGAUGAAAAAGUUGAGAAGGAUAAAGAAAAGAAAUCAGAACCUAAGAAGUUGACAUUUGCUGAUAGUGACGAUGAUAGUGAUGAUGAUCCCAACAUCUUCAGCAUUGAGAAAAAAGCCGAGAUUUCUGAUGAUGAUGAAAAACAGGGCAAAAAGGAGGAUAAGGAUGGCAAGCUGAAAGACUACUUGAUAGGUAAAGCAGAGCAUGUGGAUGAGGAGGUGGAGAAGGACCUCGCGCCGCUCCGUCAGCUCUGGUCCGACCCCAAGCUGAAUGAUGGUGAAGCAUUCCUGAGAGAUUAUAUUUUGAACAAAAGAUACUUAGAGGAUGGUGAGGCUGGUGCCGAGGACAAGCUGCGAGACGACGAGGCGCUGGAGGAGGACGAGCGGCGCGUGGAGGAGCAGGGGCAGUUCGAGCGGGCGUACAACUUCCGCUUCGAGGAACCUGACGAGGAAUAUUUGAAACGUUUCCCCCGCACCAUGAACUACAUCCGGCCUAAGGACGACAAGCGGUCCCGGAAACGAGCCGAGCUGCGCGCGCGCAAGGAGGAGGAAAAGCGGCGCAAGAUGGAGGAGAUCGCCAGACUGAAGGCGCUCAAACUGAAGGAGAUCAGAGAGAAGAUUGAGAAGAUCAAGGAGGUCACUGGCAACCAGGACUUGGCGUUUAAGGAGGAGGACAUAGAGAGCGACUUCGACCCGGCGGAGCACGACCGGCGCAUGCGCGAGAUGUUCGACGACACCUACUACGGCGAGCAGGAGGACCACAAACCACAGUUCCCCGAGUUAGAUGACGAGCUCGAGAUCGAAAACUGGGAGAAAUACAAUGAAGAGAACUUCACCGAGUCAGCGGACGCUGGAGGCGAACUGCACUGUGAAGAUGAAGAUUUUAAUAUGGACGCCGACUACGAUCCGAAGCGAGCGAAACAGAAUCUUCUAGAAGAACUGAAAUCUAUGGGCAAGAAGCGUAGAAACCGGAAAAAGAAGUCCAAGCUCGCGGAACUUUUAAGUACGGAGAAGCCUAAGUUCGUGCCAGACGCGGACAAGACUUACGACGAGUUCAUGGAGGAGUACUAUAAGAUGGACUGUGAGGAUGUGAUCGGGGGAGACCUGCCUACGCGGUUCAAGUAUAGACAAGUCGUGCCCAAUGACUAUGGACUUACUAUUGAAGAGAUCCUUCUAGCGGAUGACAAGGAGUUGACCCAGUGGGUACCUCUCAAGAAGAUAGUCAAGUACCGGCCGGACAACGUGGAGAAGGGGGAAGUGAAGACGUACGCGCAGAAGGCGGCAGACAAGAAACUCAAGAAGAAGAUACUGCCCAGCCUGUUCAAGCAUGUGCCCGAGGAACCUGAAAUAGUUGUUCCCGUGGAACAGACAAACAAGAAAAAGAAGAAGAAGAAAAAUAAGGAACUAAACCAAUCUGAAACCGCCGUUGAUGACGUCACGGAGCCGACAAGUAAUGGUGAUAUAGAAGAAAAUAAAGAAGAAUUGUUAAUAUCUGGUGACGAUGAGACUGUAAUAGCCGAUAACGAAGUAAAAAAUAGUGAAAAGGUUAAGAAGAAAAAGAAAAAGUCAAGAAAAAGUGAUAAUGAAGAAAAAACAGAGGAGAUACCAACUACAAAUGGUGACAAUGAAGUAGCCAAUAAUCCAGUAGUAGCAAAUAGCGAAAUAGUCAAGAAGAGAAAGAAAAAAAAGAAGAAGAAGGGCGAAUUCGUUGUAGAAAAUGCUUCUGAUGCCGCGCCAAGUCAAUGUAAUACUAAACAGAACGUAGAUACAAACAGCAAAGAUAAUUUGAAACGAAAGUUGGACACAGAAGAAACGGUUUCUACAAAAAAGAGGAAAAAGAAUAAACAAAAUAUGAACAAUAAACAGGACAAAAACAAAUUCAAACAGAAGAAACAUGGUGGUAAAGGAAGUGGUGAUCCAAUGAGCAACUUGUCUGACGAAAGAUUAAAGGCGUAUGGCCUGAACCCUAAGAAAUACAGAAGCUUCUUGAAAUAUAAGAAGUUCUAAUACGGCGCAAAUCGUUUGUUCUAUACAUGAUGUAGUAUGUGAAGAAGAUACUGUUGUAUAUAACAUUUGUUAUUUAAUAAUAAACAUUAUAUUAUUUUAAAA